AUAUUCUUAACCCAUAUUCACCAUUUUUUAACAUUUUGCUAUAUGCUGAACACACCUCAUUUUUAUUGCGCCUUGCUUUAUUACGCUCCCAAGAUGUUGCAUUUUUUACAAAUUGAAGGCAAGACUCUCCACCAGCAAAAAGAUUACAACUCGUUUUAUUGUGAUACUUUAUUGCAGUGGUCUGGAACCGAAUCUGAAGUAUAUCUGAGUCUAGAUUUGGCAUUCUACACUGCGGUCAUCAUGAAGGUUUUCCGAGUCCUGAUGAAAAAUAAGGAACUUAUUCCUUUGGCGUUAAUCAUAACGGCGGCAGCGAGCGGAGCGUCAUCUUUUGCUGUCUAUUCCCUUAAUAAAAAACCCGAUGUGAUCAUUGAUCGAAAAAGAAAUCCAGAACCUUGGGAAAAUGUGGAUCCCAAUGUACCUGGAAAGCUUAUAACAAUCAACCAACAAUGGAAACCCAUUGAAGAGUUGCAGAAGGUCCGAAGGGCAACCAGAUGACCAGUCCUGGCCUCUUUCUUCCAUAGAGCGCCCUAUGAAUCUAGCGGAAACACUUCUGCACAAUCUAGAUUAUGGAUCCAGUGUGCGGAAAUGCUUCUGCUACGUUUCUAGGGCUUGCCUACACUUUUGACUCUGAAUAAGGAAUUAUAAAGUUGGCACAGCAAUAACCACAGUCUAAAAAUAAAUUUCUUGUUGUAAAUUUGAA
Molecule: messenger RNA, 700 nt
Organism: Myotis lucifugus (little brown bat)
Lineage: Eukaryota; Metazoa; Chordata; Mammalia; Chiroptera; Vespertilionidae
Gene: COXFA4L3
Product: chromosome unknown C15orf48 homolog
Exons: 5
Coding region: 43-495 (150 amino acids)
Source: RefSeq, a predicted model, not a curated record